Molecule: messenger RNA, 3217 nt
Organism: Danio aesculapii
Lineage: Eukaryota; Metazoa; Chordata; Actinopteri; Cypriniformes; Danionidae
Gene: shox
Product: short stature homeobox
Exons: 6
Coding region: 100-1014 (304 amino acids)
Biological process (GO): regulation of transcription by RNA polymerase II
Cellular component (GO): nucleus
Molecular function (GO): sequence-specific double-stranded DNA binding; DNA-binding transcription factor activity, RNA polymerase II-specific
Source: RefSeq, a predicted model, not a curated record
CUAAACCCUUCUCCACGCAAACAUUUCGCCGAAUCCACAGUUGAGCAGAUAAAAGAUUCGCGUUAGAUUCAUUUUUAAAGUGGAUUUCUGUAAUCAGCCAUGGAAGAACUCACGGCGUUCGUGUCGAAAUCCUUCGAUCAGAAAACCAAGGAGAGCAGCAAAGAGAGCAUCACGUACAGGGAAGUUUUGGAGAGUGGUUUAGCCCGAGCCAGAGAGCUGGGAAACUCGGAGACCAACCUUCAGGAGAUUACUGAAACAAACAACAACCAUUGUCCGGUACAUCUUUACAAGGAGCACGUAGAGCUGGAAAAGGAGAAAUUGAAGGAGUUUAGCGUGACACGGGCUUCUGACGGAAUUUAUGACUGCAAAGACAAGAAGGAGGAUGUGAAAUCAGAGGACGAGGACGCACAGAGUAAACUGAAGCAGAGACGGAGCAGGACAAAUUUUACCUUAGAGCAGCUGAAUGAACUGGAGCGCUUGUUUGAUGAGACGCAUUACCCGGACGCCUUCAUGCGGGAGGAGUUGAGUCAGAGACUGGGGCUGUCUGAGGCCCGCGUUCAGGUAUGGUUUCAAAACAGAAGAGCGAAAUGCCGGAAACAGGAAAAUCAAAUGCACAAAGGCGUUAUUCUGGGCACCGCAAGCCACCUGGACGCAUGCAGGGUCGCUCCUUACGUGAAUAUGGGCGCACUCAGAAUGCCAUUUCAACAGGUCCAAGCUCAGUUGCAGUUGGAGGGGGUCGGAACACACUCCCAUCCUCACCUGCACCCACACCUCGCGGCCCACGCUCCCUAUCUGAUGUUCCCUCCUCCGCCCUUUGGAUUACCGAUCGCGUCGCUGGCAGACUCGGCCUCUGCAGCGGCCGCCGUGGUUGCGGCUGCCAAGAGCAAUAGCAAGAACUCCAGCAUCGCUGACCUGCGACUCAAGGCAGGACUUCUUGGAGGCCACUGGCUCAGCCCUUUCCAGGCACAGAUCACAGCCCCAGGACCAUACAAAAAUGUCUGGAUGUCUGUCUGAAAACCAGCGUUUUAGGAGAGAAGACUUUUUUUUAGGACAAAAAUAUAAAAAAGCAAAAAGGCAGACACACAGAGACACUAGAGGUUGCGCUUUCAUGGAAAGACACUGAAACUUUGGAAUCUCAAAAGAAAGAGACGGCCAUAUUUGCCUCCUACCACUGUGCCGCUGCCUAGUGCACGUGCUCAAUUGAAGGAUAGACCUAUUGGGGCUGGCCUCCAUUGUAACUGACAUACAUCUAUGUUGAUCACUGCCAUGCUAACCCUCCACUACAGUUCAUAUCUAAAGCUGUUACUUGCAUUUUUCUCUUUUUGUUUGUUUUGUUUUUGUUGUUCAUUCUGCUGUGGACAAAGACUGGAAACAGCAAUAACAUCAAUGGUACAAUCACCUGGUUUUUAGUGGAAUUCUCACGAUCCUUUCCGUUUUGGGAGGAAACGUUACAUUUCUGUUGUUUCCUUUCGGGCAUGUGUAUGGACUUUAGCUUUCAUUCUCAUAUUUUUGUGCUCUCUUUUUAUUACGUGAUGUGUCCUGGAAUAGAAGUGAACCUAGCUUUUGCACUUCAGGUCUUGCGUUAAGGUGUUUACAAAUCCUUAACGCCAGAUGUACUACUUUUAUGUAAGGGGGAAACAAAUUUGGCUUUUUGUUUCGUUCUGUUUCGUUCAAAAAAGAUAAACAGUAACUGCAACUUUGUAAUUUAACAUUUUAAGAAACAUCAGUUUAACUGAAAUGCAAUUAUGUGCAGUUAAGUGCAAUACUGUAAAUAUGGAAAAGCGUAAUAUAGCGGUUGAUGUUUGCUAAUUAAAAACGAUGAUUUUUAAGUUGUUGGGUUUUUGGCACUGAUGUUGAUGUGUUGAAAGUUCUUCGCCACAAACACAUCUUCUAAAGCUGUGUAAAAGAUCGUUCACUAACUCGUUUGCAAUGUGCCAUAACUCCCCGAAUAUAGUUUUGUACACGUGCAUUUAAAGAGAUAUUAAAAAUUCAUUCGACACUGUACAAAAUAUGCUCAAGGUUCAUGGGUCAUAAACAAGCCUGAUUUUUAACAUAACAAUAAAUCCACCAAAGAGGUAGAAGGUAGAAUUAUUUAAUGCUCUGAUAUCAUUUACAGUGUAACCUGCGUUUCAGCAACUACAUCCAUAGCCUCUCUUUUUUUCAUAUAAACAACACUAAAAAUAUCUGUAAAUUAACAGUUUUUUCCAUUUAUUUAUGCUUUGGAGUUGCAUUAUGAGACCUUGAUCAACUUUCCGUCAUCAACUUUUGAUGCUAAAGUUUGAAAGAGUGACAUUUAUUGACAUUUUAAGUAGUUUGAAGAUAUAUCGCCCAGUUUGGUGUUGUCAAAUAUGUCUAAAUAUGGUACAAAAUGGUACAAUAUAUUGUUUCAAGCUAUUAAAAUAUCAAUAAAAGAUACUUCGUUAAACUGCACAGUUGCGCAAUUUUUAACCUAAAAAAAGCUGACAGAGUUAAGAUAAAGAUCCCAUAAUUGUAAAUAAACACAAAAAUACAACAACCUGUGAAUCACGAAAUACAAAACCUGCUAAUUAACAGAUAUUUUUUACAAUGAAGAAGCUACACAGUAUCCGAAACAACCGAUUUAAAUACAAUAAGCUCAAGAAGGACAAAAACAGUAUUAUUUCCAUGACCGCACUAUGAAACACAUUGCCAGUUGGAAUAUCAAUUGCCUUUGAACUACAGUAGUAGAUCUUGGUCAGGUCUACCUCUAACAAUAAACGCUACAUUGUGGGAUUUUUUUUGUUUUGUUAUUGUUAUUGUUCACCAUUACAGUUGUUUAGGAAUGUUUCUGUUUCUUUAAUUGAAGUCAUAGGUGCUUCUUAUUUAUUAUUUUAUUGGAAAGUUUAUAAAUGUUAAAUAGUCGAAUUUCAAGUGUACAUAUUUACAUGGCUUUGCAUUUAUUUUUAUAUAUUUUUUAAAUGUUAACAUUUGCAACAGUUUUACGCAAACGUGUGACUGCAGUACAUUUGUUUGACUAAAAUGUAGCGUGUUUGAGUUUACAAACAUUUCAGGGAUGGUGGAUGAAACCGUAAUACUUUGUGUUUUGAUUUUCUUGAUGCUCCAAGGAAUUUGUUGUAUCCCUUCAUAUUGCAUAUGCAAGCAUGCCCAAACAUGAUUCGCCAUUGAGUUUUUUUUCUGUUGUUUCACUAAAAAAAAAAGAAAUGUACAUCUUGUACAAGUAAUCUAUCAAUAAAAGUUA